UCUCUCUCUCUCUCUCUCUCUCUCUCUCUUUGAUUUCCCUUUUGUUCAAUUUAUUUCUUGUACUUUUUUUCCCUUUUCUUUCUUGUACUUUUUUAAUGACCGCGCUCGAUUACCAAUACAAUUAUAAGAAAAUACAUGCCUUUGUCCGGUUUUACUAUCAGUUUGCCGAGCUGCAUGCUGAUAAAGUGUUUAUUCGCUACCCUGUGACCAAUGCGGAAGGCCAGGUUGACUACAAGACCAUGACUUACCGGGAUAUUGAUCGUAUGUCGACCAAUUUGGCGUGUCAAUGGAAGGAACUCAAGACCAAGGAAGUCGUCGGUUUGAUGUGCGAUCACAGCCUCCAAUAUCUUCUCUGUGUGCUGGCGGUGCUCAAGCUGCGCGUGCCCUUGCUGUGUAUCUCUCCUCGAAAUUCCGAAGCAGCCGUGGUUCAUUUGAUUAGCAAGACCAACUGUCAACGCAUCAUCGCUACGGAUAAGUAUAUUGACGAGGCGAACAGUGCUGUGCUUGAGAAACAAGACUGUGAUACCCAACUUUACCCCGAACUGGAUUUGGAAGCACUGCGUCAGGAACCAGUGAACGCGCAAGCCGAAACAGUAAUUGAUCGUUCAUUUUCGGAGGCCGAUGAAGAGAAAUUGGCCAUCAUUAUGCACAGUUCCGGAUCCACUUCGUUCCCCAAACCAUUACGCCUUAGCAAUCGGUACUUGAUUCAAUUUAUCCAGUACUUCCAGAUUGCCAUUCACAGCCAGGAACCCAAGUUGCCUUACAAUGAAGAAUCGGUCAUGAUGCCUACGUUGCCCAUAUUUCACGGUUUCGGAUUCAACUCCAUUUUGAAUAUGAUGACCGUGGGUGGUAGUGCGGUUUUCUUACCUCAACUUCCUCCUACGCCCCAAGAACUUGAUUCGGCCAUCCGUGCGAAUAAGGCAACCUUGAUGGUUACACCACCUAUUGUCCUUGAGCAUAUGAUCCCCUAUCUUCAAGAAACCCACAACUUCUCAGGCAUGCAACAACUGAAACUCGUUCUCUUUGGUGGUGCAACGCUCAAGCCAUCUUCUGCUGAAUACUUGCUCGACCAUCAGAUUAAUGUUCGCGCAUGCUAUGGUACAACAGAGUUUGGUCCGGCCGCCAAUCCUUCAUUUGAUCUCAAGAACCGCGCUUGGGACUGUGUGACGUUUAUUCCUACCUUGAAAAAGUACAUUGAAUGGGAGCCCGUAGAGGAGGAAGGUCCUGAUGUGUAUCAUAUGGUUGUAAAAGCCGGGUGUCCUCUUUUCGCGACCGGAAUUGCCAACCGAGAAAACGGCGAUUACGGUACCAGCGAUGUGUUUAGAGAAACACCACCAGGCUCCGGUUUCUACAUCUAUGUUGAACGAAAUGACGACACUAUCACUUUGCAAAAUGGUGAAAAAACCAACCCUGUGCCCAUGGAAAAUACUAUCCGCUCAGAACCUCUUGUAAAGCAAUGCGUCGUGUUUGGUUCAAAGCGUCAAUGUGUGGGUGUCUUGGUCGAGCUGGACAUGGAAGUCGCCGUUCAGUACAGCCCUGCAGAAAUGAUACAGAUCGUGGACCGCAUUGUCAAGGUGGCCAACAAGGAUGCUCCAGGAUUUAGCCGGUUGUUGCCUCAGAUGAUCCGAAUUUUGCCUCUCAACAAACAGUUGCCGUGUACGGACAAGGGAACCAUUAUCCGUAAACGAGCGGCUGCCCAGUACGCCGAGCUUAUUGAUACCAUGUAUGAGGAAUUGCUGACCGGCAGACAAGUUGCGCACACCGAGGUUAAUGUGAGAUCCGCCAAAGACGUUACAAACUUUAUCGUCAACGCUGCUGCUGAAGUGUUGGAGAAACCUGUUUCCGUCAUUGCUCAAGACCCUAGCCGAUCAUUGUUUGACUUUGGUCUUGAUUCGCUCCUUUCUAUCCAACUGCGUAAUCGUCUCUUGCAAGCAUUUGAUGCCAAAGUGGUGACGCAAAAUAUCUGCUUCCAGUAUCCGUCCAUUCAAGCCUUGACAAACGCUUUGACCGAAGCUUCCAAGAACAACAAUGUGGCGUGGGAAACUUUACAAAUUCAGGAAACAGAGAAAUUGCUUGAUCAGUAUUUGGCACGAAGCAAACAGGACUUUAAAACCGUGCAUCCCGUUUCAUCCAAGCCUUCCCAAGACCAAGUGGUACUUUUGACCGGAGCCACAGGCUCGCUGGGUUCGUUUAUCCUUGACAAGUUGUUGCAACAAUCGAAUGUGCGAAAAGUGGUCUGCCUUGUGCGUGGCGAUAAUAUUGGCGAUCGUCUUCAGAAGGCGAUGGUCGAUCGUGGAUUGGAUGCUUCAUUGUUACCGUCCAAGGUGGUGGUGCUUCCUCUCAAAUUACGCGAAACGUAUCUUGGUUUGUCCGAGAAGCAGUAUGAGACAUUGCAAGCCGAAGUGACGAUGAUUCAGCAUUGUGGAUGGUUACUAGAUUUCCAUCAUCCCUUAUCACACUACGACAAGGAGUGUAUUCAGGGCACCUAUGAAUUGCUGAAAUUCGCGAAUAGAUCUCAAGAAUCGGCUAUCCCAUUCCAUUUUAUUUCCAGUGAAUCAACGUGCGGAUCGGGUACUGCUUCCAUCAUUGACGAAGCCCCAUGUCCCCGUGAUGCCACGGUACCCAUGGCCAUGGGCUAUGCUCAGUCAAAGUAUAUCGUGGAGCAUUUGCUGGCGGAACUCCGCACUCAGAAGCAAUUCCCAGCUUACAUCCAUCGUUUGGGACAGAUCUGCGGUGACACUCAACGCGGCGUGUGGAACGAAAGUGAGCAAUUCCCUCUAAUGAUGAUUGGUGGUGCUGUUGGUCUCGGAAAGAUGCCGGCAUUGAGUACACGCAUCGACUGGCUUCCUGUGGAUUACGCCGCCUCGGCUAUUGUGGAGUUGAUGUUAUCUGGAGAUGACGCGAUAUCCAACAGCAACACAUUCGUCUUCCACAUUGUUCACCCUCAGGACCGACCGUGGACCAACUUACUCGAAGCAAUGAAGGCAAAUGGAUUGUCGUUUAAAACGGUGUCACCUUCGGAAUGGUUAGACGCUUUGAAGGCCGAUCCUUCCAACCCUGCUUACAAGCUUUUGCCAUUCUUUGAGGCUCGAUUUACGAAUGCCUUUGAUCUGCCAACAUUGGCUACAAAGAAGACGGUGGAACAGGCUUCCAUUCUUGCUCAAGCUCCGGUAGUCGAUAAAGUAUUGCUUGGCAAAUAUCUGGAUCACUGGCAAAAGACUGGCUUCUACAAGAAAUAACACGUCAGGCUUCCUCUUAAUAAGAUGCAAGUGAUAAUAAAAAAAUAGAUAACAUAUCAUCUGUACAGUAUCCUCCAAUCUGUCAUACUGUAAUAUUAAGAACGAGGUUCGUUUGUUUUUCCAUGUCCAGCUCGAUAUAUUCAAAUAUCAUAUCUAGCAUAUUAGUUAUUUUACGAGAAUUGCAAGAUUUCCAAAUAUCGAUUAUCAGCAGCAGUUAAUGAAUAGCACAAGACGCAAGUUCCUAAUUUCCCUCGCACUUCCUACUUCCUCAUCCAAUCGAAUAAACUUUCUCCAUACUGGAGAGUGAUGAAGAAAAAAAAAAGCUAGGAUUGGGUAGCAAGACAUUGUUGGAGCAUAUAGCGGAGUACAGCAAGCAGAUCAGGCAAGAAGAUUGCCGAGUUUGGAUCA
Messenger RNA from Radiomyces spectabilis, 3647 nucleotides. RefSeq lists its product as uncharacterized. Gene Ontology annotation, molecular function: phosphopantetheine binding. The record is from RefSeq and is a predicted model, not a curated record. NCBI's taxonomy places the organism in Eukaryota, Fungi, Mucoromycota, Mucoromycetes, Mucorales, Radiomycetaceae. The transcript has 7 exons. Bases 96 to 3239 code for a protein of 1047 amino acids.